GUGGUGUUGGGAUGUUAGACGGAGUUAGCUUGUGCUAAUACCAUAAAAUAAAAGGGUGACGUUUAAGCACCUGACACAGAUAUACGUGUUAUCUCUUUACAAUAUUAAAAGUCUGAAUCAAAGCGUAGUUAUAAUAUCCUGGCACUAUGUCCGGGGUGAUUCGGAGACUCGAUGAGACGGUAGUAAAUCGGAUUGCUGCAGGAGAAGUUAUCCAACGUCCUGCUAAUGCUAUCAAAGAGAUGCUUGAAAACUGUUUAGAUGCCAAGGCCACCAACAUACAGGUUACUGUGAGGGAUGGGGGUCUGAAACUUAUCCAGAUCCAGGACAAUGGCACUGGCAUCAGGAGAGAAGAUAUGGAAAUAGUAUGUGAACGGUUCACAACAAGCAAGCUCCAGACAUUUGAGGACCUCAAUGCUAUCUCAACCUAUGGUUUCAGAGGAGAGGCUCUUGCCAGUAUAAGCCACGUGGCCCAUGUGACAAUAACAACCAAAACAGCUGACGCAAAGUGUGCUUACAGAGCCACAUACUGUGAUGGGAAACUAAAAACUCAACCCAAGCCCUGUGCUGGAAACCAGGGGACACAGAUCAUUGCAGAGGAUCUGUUCUACAACGUUUCCACCAGGAGAAAAGCCCUGAAGAACCCCAGUGAGGAGUACUCCAGAAUUGUGGAGGUGGUGAGCAGGUAUGCUAUACACAACUCUGGGAAAAGCUUUUCUGUGAAAAAGCAAGGAGAGACCAUUGCAGAUGUCAGAACCCUACCCAAUGCUUCCAUACUGGACAAUAUUCGUGUGGUAUUUGGGAAUGCAGUCAGCAGGGAACUGAUUGAAUUGGGCUGUGAAGAUCCAAAGUUUGCAUUUAAGCUGAAGGGCUACAUCUCCAAUGCCAACUACUCUGUGAAGAAGUGCAUCCUCAUUCUCUUCAUAAAUCAUCGUCUGGUGGAGUCAAGCUCCUUGAAAAAAGCCAUUGAGAGUGUUUAUGCUGCAUACCUUCCGAAGAACACUCACCCUUUUCUGUAUCUGAGCCUGGAGAUUGCCCCGCAGAACAUUGACGUGAAUGUCCACCCCACCAAACACGAGGUGCACUUUCUCCACGAGGACUGCAUCAUUGACAGUAUGCAGAAACACAUUGAGGCCAAACUGCUGGGCUCCAACUCCUCACGCACAUACUUCACUCAGACCUUGUUGCCUGGCCCGUCGAUCUCCACUAGCGAGGGGAAACCUUCCGCCGGCACCUCAGGGGACAGCGAGCGGGUCUACGCCCAUCAGAUGGUGAGGACCGACAGUAGAGCCCAGAAACUGGACGCCUUUUUCCAGCCGGUGCAAAGCAAAGGGGAGCUAGUGACCACCAAGGACACAGAGGAGAUUGACGAUGCACAAAUCCUGGAGGCCCUGGAGAAACAGGAGCAUGAUUCCUCAGGGGAAAUGGAGGAAACCAGGCCAAAUACUCCAGCUGACCUUCCCAGGAAGCGUACCCGUGCUGACCAGGAGGUGGAGCAGGAGGACCUGACUGCUGCAGCGACGCCUCUGAGACGAAUCAUCAAGCUGAACAGUGUUAAGGAGCUCAGAGAGAGCAUCACUGAGCACGCUCACAAAGGUCUUCAAGAGAUGCUUCAGAACCAUUCAUUUGUAGGUUGUGUCAACCCCCAAUGGACUCUGAUUCAACACCAUACCAAACUGUACUUGCUCAACACCACCAAACUUAGUCAGGAGCUGUUCUACCAAAUUUUGAUCUACGACUUUGGAAACAUUGGUGUUUUGAGGUUAUCUGAGCCGGCACCUCUCUAUGACCUGGCCCUGCUGGCUCUGGACUCAGAGGAGAGCGGCUGGUCGGAGGACGAUGGGCCCAAGGAGGGUCUGGCGCAGUACAUCGUGGACUUCCUGAAGAAGAAAUCGGAGAUGCUGGAGGACUACUUCUCUAUGGAGAUCGACCAGGAAGGAAAUCUCACCGGCUUGCCAUUGCUACUUGACAAGUACAUCCCCCUGAUGGAAGGUCUGCCCAUGUUCAUUCUACGUUUGGCCACUGAGGUGAACUGGGACAAUGAAAAGGAUUGCUUCCGAGACUUCAGCAAGGAGUGUAGCUUGUUUUACUCAAUCAGGAAGCAGUAUGUUCUGGAGGUGGAACUAAGAGAGGAGCAGCAGGAUGCUGUCAUGAACUCGUGGCGUUGGAAAGUUGAGCAUAUCCUGUUCAAAGCCUUCAGGAGCCUCUUCAUUCCACCUAAACACUUCAGUGAGGAUGGCAGUAUACUCCAGAUCGCCAACCUUCCAGACCUCUACAAAGUAUUUGAGAGGUGUUAAGAUAUGACAAAAAAGACGAGUAAUGUAAUUCUGACCCAAAUGUUUGCAUGUUUUAAUUCAGGAACCCAUUUUAUAUUUAUGUACAGUUUAAUAUUGUAAA
Molecule: messenger RNA, 2394 nt
Organism: Esox lucius (northern pike)
Lineage: Eukaryota; Metazoa; Chordata; Actinopteri; Esociformes; Esocidae
Gene: mlh1
Product: mutL homolog 1, colon cancer, nonpolyposis type 2 (E. coli)
Exons: 19
Coding region: 147-2294 (715 amino acids)
Biological process (GO): mismatch repair
Cellular component (GO): MutLalpha complex
Molecular function (GO): ATP hydrolysis activity; mismatched DNA binding; ATP-dependent DNA damage sensor activity
Source: RefSeq, a predicted model, not a curated record